Engraulis encrasicolus (European anchovy) is the source of this 14903-nucleotide messenger RNA. RefSeq names its product nesprin-1-like. The record is from RefSeq and is a predicted model, not a curated record. Bases 26 to 13270 code for a protein of 4414 amino acids. The transcript has 68 exons. NCBI's taxonomy places the organism in Eukaryota, Metazoa, Chordata, Actinopteri, Clupeiformes, Engraulidae. Gene Ontology annotation, molecular function: kinesin binding. Gene Ontology annotation, cellular component: perinuclear region of cytoplasm; membrane; nuclear envelope. Gene Ontology annotation, biological process: cytoskeleton organization; nuclear migration; nucleus organization.
CAACUGUGAAACCUUGCUGAGGAGCAUGGAGGAGGUGGAGACACGCCUACAGCACGCCCUCAAGCUCCCAUUGGACAACACCACCCUUCAGAGGCCCCCAUUGGACAAUAUCAGUCUUCAGCAGCCUUCGUUGGACAACACAACUGGCAAAUGCUACCAUGACGUGUGUCCUGAAAUGACAGAUAUGUGUGAGGAGAAUUUCUUGUUGCAGCAGCUGAGUGUGUGUGCUGAGAUGGAGGCGAGACGCGAGGUGCUGGAGGAAGUGAUGGGGGAGGCUGAGGAGUUGAUGGGGAGGCUGGGGCUGCAGGAGAAGAGGAGGCUGCAGAGGCUGUUGGAGAAGGCGCAAAAGGAGGCGCAGGAACUGGGAGUCACGGCGGCCAACGGGAGGAAACUAAUGAAGAGCUACACGGAGCAUGCUCACAUCCUCAGGGAGUUGGGGAGGGUGGAGCAGGCAGCGAAGAAGGCCAUGACCACUGCAUUCAAGAUGGGCGCCACUGCAUCCAAGAUGGCCACCUGUUGCAGCAACUCCAGUGACUGUACCACCAGUGGUGCAUCUACCAAUCUCAAUUCCUUAGGAGCGGGGCUGCAAAAUAAAGGGGAGGGACCCCUGCUGGCCAGUCGUGUAAACCGGCAGCUAAAAGUCUGUAUAAACACGCUCAGUUCCCUUGGGGGCCAACAGAGUGAACUAAGGGAACUGUGGCAGCGAGCAAGAGAGCUGGAGGGAGCACUCAACACACACAUGACACACUCUACAAAUGAUGCAUCACACACCAUACAUGCCAUUCAGCCAAGCCCAAAGCCCACACACUCCACAUUGGAGCGGUUACAGCAGGUUGAGACUACUUUGGCCACCUAUGUCCACAGUCACACCCUCCAUCUGCAGCGUCUUCAGAAGGCCCUGAUUGGCCGGAGACACUUGCAGCAGGAUAUAAACAAGCUUUGCGAUUGGCUGAAACAGGCCGAGGAGCUCACCUUUGCUCAGGUAGCCUGGAGCGCCAGUGAGGAGCAUCUGGGUCUUCUCCUGAAGGAUCUGGCCAGGCUGCAGGAGCAGGGGGCAGGGUAUGAGAGCCUGUUGAUGAUGGUGAUGCGGGCAGGUGGGGAAGUGCUGGAGGAGCUGGGGGAGGAGCGGAGGAGGCAAGAGGAGGAGGAGAGGAGGAGGCAGCAGAAGGAAGAGGAGGAUGAGGUUAAAGCAGAGGAUGAUACAAGGGUCAGGGGGAAGAAGAAAAAACGGGCGAAACAAGAGGAUGCGAAAGUAUCUCUCAGGGAGCAGAGAAGGGCGGGAGGUGAAGUGUUGGCUUCUGUAGGGGAAGAGGUAAGGAGAGUGGGGGAGAAUGAAGAGAGUAGAACAGGGGAGGAGGUCCUGGCCUCUCUGGAAGAAGAGCAAGAGAGGAGCUACCUGGAGGAGCUGCUCCACACGCUGCCAGAACGCUACAGCAGAGUACUGGUGGCGGCCAAACAGAGGCAGCAGGAGGUUCAGCAGGUCCUUGAGGAGAAGAGGAGGCAGCCAGAGGAGACACAGAAGACAGAUUUGCAGCAGGAGCAACAGGAGAGCCGUGAGAAGAAAAGACCACACAUCUCAGAACAGCUGGAGGAGGCACAGCAGGAGUUGUCACAUGUCCGGAAGAAAAAGAAGAAGAAAAAGAAAAAUCCAUGUACAGAUAUCACAGCUGGCCUCCGUGGAGAUGAUGUCACAACAGGUCUCCCUGGUGAUGGUGAUAACGUCAUGGCGACGAGAGAUGACAUCAUCAGCAGGCUGCAGCAGGUGGAGAGAAGCUUGGCUGACUUCACCACGGCAACCGCCUCGUCCGACAAGGAGGCUGACAGCAAACUACUCAAACACAAGGCCCUGGUGGUGUCGCUAGGGAGUUUGAAGGGCAGUGUGGAAGAGCUGAGGGGUGGGUCUUGUCACGGCGACGCAGAGUCACUAUGGCAGCGAUGGACAUGCCUCCACAAUGCCACACGCCGCCAGCAGAGAGCGCUGCAGCACACUGCACAACAGUGGAGCAACCUAAACUCCAAGGUGGAACGUGCAUGCAAGGUGUUUAAGGAGCUGCAGAGUGUGGUGGUGGAGGCUGUAAUACCAGGGACAUCCUGUGGAGCGGCGCUAGAGAGCCUACUGCAGUAUCAACAUCACUUUUGCUCACUGCUGCACACACACACGGCUAGCCUGGAGAUACUGAGAUACAUGGCCAAUGACCUCAUGCCGCCUCUACAGGCUCCAGUAGACCCCCAGAGUGCAGCACAAGAAGACCAUGUGCACAUAAUCAGCGGCCUGCUAGAGCGAUGCAACAGGCUUCUGGAGCAGGUGUGUGUGAGCGGUGCACAGGUGCAGCGAGAGCUUCAGGAGAGGAGGAGUGUGUGUGAGGAGCUGAGACUGGUGUGGAGCUUCGUACGUGACAUACACACACUCACACUCAGCCCCAACGCAGACCUGGACACACUCAUCAUCGACCUGGAGGCAGCCCGUGAGGAGGUGUGUGUCCAAAAGAGGAGAGUUGAGAGUGUGUGUGGACAUCAGCAGCUGAAAUAUGAGACGCUUCAAACACACACUCCCAAGGAGCUACACACACUCCUCUCACACUCAGCCCUCGCACUGGACGCUGCAGAGAAGCAGGUGUCGAUGCGUGAAGAGGAGGUGGCGUGUGUGCGGGAGAUGAGAGAGGAGUGUGUGUGUCGGGGUCAGCUGCUCCUACAGGAGUUCAGAUCUCUGGACACACGACUGCAGAACAGCAGCAACACACACACACUGGAGGAGGCGCAGGUGGAACACCAGCGUGUGUGUGAGGAUCUAGAAAGGUGUUCGCGUACGCUGGAGGAACUGCGUGUGUGUGUUAAGGAGAUGGGCGGGGCUGAGCAGAACAAGACCCUCCUCCUCCAGUUAAGACACACCCUCACCAGGCUGGAUAAUGCCCACACACACACAGCCGCACUGGCAGAGGACAGAUCCACCCACCUAAUCAAGGCAGAGCAGCUGAUGCAGGAGUUCAGACACUCGUGCCGCCAGAUAGAGAACUGGGCUCAGGAGGCGGAGUCUGUUGCCGCUAGCAACAUCACAUGCAGCCAAUCAGAGAAGCUGCAGAGGAACAUACACACAUACCAGUCGGUUCUGAGGCGUGGUGUGGAGCUGUGUGUGUGUGUAGGCGUUUUAGAUGGAAGUGUGUGUGAGCUGAGCGGGGUGUUGGACACUACCAGGCUGAGACAGCAGAGGGCAGCGCUGAGGCAGAGACUUCACCAGCUGCAGCACACACUCACACACACACUACACGACAUGAAGGAGGCCGCACAGGACGUGAGUCAGUUGGAGAAGCAUGUGAAAGUGCUGCGUGUUCGUCUGGAGGAGACUCAAGGCGCACUUACCUGCCCUGAGCUAGCACGAGCUAGUCUACGUCAGCAGCUAGCACACAGACAGGUUCUCCUGCGUGAGAUGGGGGAGGUGCUGGAGGAGUGUGAGGAGCUGCAGAGGAGUGUGUGUGUCCUUCGUCUCCCUGAGCAGCAGGAGGAGUGUGUGUGUUCAGAGGAAUGUUUGUGCGAGGAGGUGUGUGUGUCUGCAUCUCCUCUCUGCAAUAACACGCAUAGCCUACAGGGGGAGACAAGACGCCUCACACACUCACUCAUACAGCAGUGCAACAUCCUACAGGAGGCCGUUUUGCAGCAGGAGCAGUACGAGCAGGAAGUGAUGUCACUGCAGAGGCUAGUGGAUGACGCUCAGCGCCUCAUCCACCACCAACAAGUGACCCCCGGCAACGCUCAGACCAGUAACCAUGAGGAGCUGAGCCGCCGAAUCGCGGGCUACCAGCGUGAGAUCUGGGCUCUGAGCUCCAGGAGCAAGAUGCUGGGCGUCAAGGCCAAACACACCUCCAUGAUGCUGGCCCUGAGGGAGGAGGUGCAGGGCCUGGAGGAGGAGGUGAUGGAGGAACACCGGGAGGAGGCGAUCGAAGAGGAAAUGGAGGAAGAGGAGGAGGAGGAGGAAGAGGAGGAGAUGACAAGACAUCCCUCUGUGGUCAUGAUGACUGCUGGCCGCUGCCAUACUCUGCUCUCCCCUGUUACUGAGGAGUCUGGAGAGGAGGGGACCAAUAGUGAAGUCUCUUCUCCCCCCGCCUGCAGAUCACCCUCACCCACUGACCAGGGUUCGAGCAAGGCCUCCAGAGCUCCUCCUUCAGAGGCGUCAGACCCAGAGUCCAGCAUCACACACACACACCUGGACGGCCUGCAGCGCUCUUGGGACACAAUCAAGAACGUGAUGCGUUACCAGGAGACACUGCAGUGCGUGUCGGCCAAGAUGGAGGCAAUGGAGGCGGAGCUUAACCAGCCUCUCGACCAAUCACGGAGCCCGCAGAGCCAGAUGGCCUCACACCAGGCCUUGCUAGACGAGCUGCUGCUACUCCAGGAGGAGAUGCUGGAACUGCAGGAGUGCUUGUCUGAAGAUCUCCACGGCGACGCACCAGAGGGGGCGGAGCAACAGCAGGCUGUCCAAUCAACACUCACCGUUCUCGCCGAAAGGCUGGCCACCAUCCGCAUGAAGGCUUCUGGCAAACGACAGCUACUGGAGGAGCGUUUGAGUGAGCAGCUGGAGGAGCAGCGGCAAGAGCAGGCUCUGCAGCGUUGCCAUACCGAGGCAGAGGAGCUCGAUCAUUGGCUGCUCAGCACCCGCCAGUCACUGAGCUCCGCCCUCCAGCCCCGCCCACAGGAAAUAGACAUGGAGGAACAGCUCAUUGACUGCCAGGAUAUGCUGGUUGAGAUCGAGCGCAAGGUGUGGUGUCUGUCAGAGCUGUCGGUCCACAGUGAAAAUCUCUUCAUGGAGGGGCGUGGCCAGACCAGAGGAGAGGCGGGACUACUGAGUACACGGCUUCAGGGUCUUAAAGCCAGCCUUCUCGACCUCCAGCGCAUACUACAGGACAAACUACACCAGGGGUCCUUGCUGCAGCAGCAGGAGGACAGCGGCCUGUCUGACUCCAGCCUCUCCCAAAGCCCCGCCCUCCACGACUGGCUCAGCCAAUCGGCAAGCAGCAGGGGCCAGCAACAACAUCACAUGCAGAGACACAGGGAGCAGGAGGGAGAUCUUUCUGAGCAGAAGAAACUUCUUCAGUCUGUGGCCAACAGAGGGGAGGAGUUACUUACACAGAAGACCACGCCCACUAGAAACAGACAACCAGAGGAGCAGAAGUCACCACUGGCCAACCAAUCGGGCACUGCUCUUUCCCAGGAGCAGCUGCUGAUUCGCUGCAAGGCCCUGAGGAUAGACAUGAGAACCAAACUACAACUGAGCCUCGACGCCUCCUCUAAACACACACCGGUGUGUGUGUAUUCCCGAGUGUCUUGUCCGGGUAGUGGCUUCAGGAGAGAGUUGACGGCACCAGACUGCCCCUCCCCCAAAACCCUCCUCAAGACCGCCAGCCAAUCACUGAAGGAGAAGCAGGUAGGGGGCACUGUGUGUGUUGGGCAGUUGUGUGCUGCAGUGAGAGCGGCCUCAUUCUGGUGUGACGCUGCAGAGACGCGAGUUCUCACGGGCCCCAUGCUGCACACUCACGACACGGAGAUGCAGCUGUACCAGUUAGAGGCAUUGGCGAGAGAGGUGUGCGAGGUGGACGAGGAGGUGAGAGCGUGCAGGCAGGUGCUGAGAGGAGGAGACGCAGGAGGAGGAGAAGGAGGAGAAGCAGAGGACAUGGAGGAGACGCUGAGGGCAUCAGGAGGACCUAUGGAAGAGGAGGUGAAAGACAGAGGCGCGGAGGUGACAGAGAUGACGGCAAACGGAGACGGACUAACGGACGACAGGAUGCAAGGAGGUGAACGUUUGAUGACGGAGACGCAGGAUGGAGAAGCAAAGCUGAAAGAGGGAGACGCAAGUUUGAUGGAGCAGACGCUGAGGGCGGGAGAAGAGACUGGGAGAGGAGGUUCGAGACGGAGUGAGGAGGUGAAGGAAGGAGGCACAGAGGAGGAGGAGGUGAUGGAGGAGGUGCUAGAUGUCCUGCACCAGAGACUGGAGCUACUGUCCAAUAGCAUUACGCCUCGCAGCCAGCAACUGACACACACACUACAGCAGUGCAGCACACUACAGGAAGAGUUACAGCAGCUGUCCUCGGCCCUAUCAGAGAGCAGGAAGCAGCUGCAGCAGAAGCUGAUUGGCUUGCUGGACAGCCCCGCCCCCAGACAGGCAGAGAGUGUUGCCGAGGCGGAGGAGUGUGUACGGGAGUUUGAGGCUCGCGUGGAGGAGAUGAGAAGCAGAGCGGACGCCCUGCAGCCAGACCAGACGACAACACAGGAGCUACACCGAGUACAGGAGUGUUAUGAGGAGCUGCUGUGUGUGGUGGGGUGUGUGCGCGGGCGUGCAUGUGUGGGGGAGGGCAUGAGGUGUGUGUGUGAGCGGUUGCUAGGAGACCUGAGGGAGCUGAUGGACACCGCUCAGGACAAGAUGGCCGCAGAGAUGAAGCUCAACGCCAACACUGUUACCGACGUACACACACUGCUGGACACACACAAGGAAUUCUUUGGUGUUGUGGAGCAGCAUGUGUAUCUGACGGAGGCGUGGCUGGGGGCAUGGUCUGGGCAGCUGAGAAACGUGGGAAGCCAAUGGCAGCUCGAGAGAAAUGCCGGUAGCCAAUCAGAUCUCGCAGCUCACUGGGAGGCCAUAGGCCACGCCCACAACAUCCUCAAGCAGGCGCACAAGAGAGGCAUGGAACUGGAAACCAUCCUGGAGGCGUGGACGGGCGUGUCUAAGGACUAUGAGGAGGUGUGUGCUACGCUGGAGAAGGUUGAGAGCAGCAUCCCCACAGCAGCACUAGUGGAGGAGACUCAGGAACGCAUAACACACCGCAUCAACCUCUACCAGCGUUUGAAGUCCACCCUGUCAGGUCGUCAGCAGCAGUUGUACAGCGUUCUGGAGGAUGGCAAGAGGCUGCUGCUGAGUGUGUGUUGUUCUGAUCUGGAGACGCAGCUGAACCAACUGGGGGAGCGCUGGCUUCACACACACACACGCCUCAACAAGGAGAUACAGAGGCUGGAUGCCACGCUCACACACUGGAGCAGGUAUGAGAGGGAGAGCGCUGACCUGUCCCAGUGGCUGCGGUCCGCUCUGGAGAGACUAGACUUCUGGAACACUCAGUCUGUCACCGUCCCCCAGGAGCUGGAACUGGUCCGAGACCACCUUCACGCCUUCCUGGAGUUUUCCAAGGAUGUAGAUGCUCAUUCCGAACAGCAGAGGGCAGUGAUGAGUCUCGGCGCUCAGGUGCUGCGACUGAAACGUGUUGACACGGCAACGCUGAGGAGUCACAUGACCGAGAUGGACACACAGUGGAGCACGUUAAACACACGCAUACCACAUGUACAGGAGAAACUACACCAGCUUCAGAUGGAUAAGCUGUCUUCGUGUGAGGCGGUUGCCGAGGUGAUGAGCUGGAUCUCGGUGAUGGAGAACUCCAUCCAGCAGGAGCAGCAAAGCAUCAUGGGGGCUGUAGGCUCGGAGGCUGUACGCCACUUCCUGAACAAGUACAAGGGUCUUCGUCUGGAGCUGUCCUGUAAGCAGUUGACUGUGGACUGUGUGAACGGCUCAGUUCUCCAAGUGAGUUCUCUAGAUGUGGAGACCAAGCGCAGCAGUAGAACGCACUUCGCAGAACGCCUCGGAACCAUGAACCGACACUGGAGCCUGCUGAAUACACUCGUUACGGAGAAGAUCCAGGUUCUGGAGUCGUUGCUGGAGAAGUGGGAGGAGCAUGAGACUGGAGUCUCGACUUUAGGGGCGUGGCUUAGCAACCAGGAAGAGAAACUCAACAGCAGGCAGAGACUAGAGGAUAUUACAUCUGUACAGAACGCCCUCAAAGACACACAGGAGUUGGAGGUGUGCAUGAGAGACAGGAGUGCAGAGCUGAGUCGUCUGGAGGAUUCAGCCAAUCAGCUGAUGAAGGACAAGUCACCUGAUGCCUCUACUGCUGUCAUGGAGACGCUCACAGGACUCAAGCAGAUGUGGGCCAGUCUGGAAAAAAUGGUAUCAGACGUGAAGACGGAGCUGAAGCGUGUGUGUGAGACGUGGGGUGUGUAUCGGCGUGUGUGCGAGGACAUCGGGGGUUACCUGAUAGAGGGCCGAUACUCCAUCGCACGACUCCGCCAGCUGACCUGUUCCCCACACGCUACACACGCACAAGUGGAGAGCCUGGAGGCGCUACAGAGGGAGCUGGAGACUCAGGAGGGCAGCUUGGCCAAACUGGGCUCCACCACGCACACCCUGCUGGAGCUCGCACACCCCAGCGUCGCACACACACUCACACACACACUCUCAGACCUUACACUCAGGUGGAACAACUUGCUGGAGCAGGUCUCAGAUCAGUUGAAAAGUGCCCGUGCGUUGCUCUUGCUAUGGGAACGCUACGAUGAGACGCUGACACACACACAAACGGCAGUCACACACCACGAGAAGGACGCACACACACUCCUGAGGAACUCCUCACACACACACAACGUCACCGGCGAGGAAGUGCUCGAAUGGAUACACACCUGCAAUGAGCUGCUGGCGUCUCAGGAGGGUAUUCAGGAGCGUCUGCAGGAGUUACAGGAGGCAGCCAAUCAGCUGCAAGCACACACACUAGUCCCGCCCAUCGCCAUGACAAUGCACCACGCCCACUUCCUGUCGCUCAGCCAACGCUUAGCAACCUCUCAAGCGGCCCUCAGCAAGCAGCUUCGGGAACUACAGGGUGUGUGUGAGGAGGUGCACGAGUGGGAGGAGCAGCUGGACUCUUUGACGGAGACGCUGGAUGAGACACUCAACACACACACACAGCAGAACAUGGAGGAUGUAAAGGCCCAUAUCAGCGUCCUGAUUGGUCGAUCCCCUGAUCUGGAGCGUCUGAACGAGCGGAGCUACACGCUGGCGCUGAGUGACACACACACUCACACCCCUCGCCUGCAGAGCCUCAACCGCCGUUGGAACACACACUCGGCACACACUCUGGAGACAUACAGUGCAUUGCAGGGUGUGUGUGCUCAGCAGCAGAGUUUCCGUGAGAAGUGUGAGAGCUGGAUGGAGCUCCUCGACAGCGCCGAGCGACAGCUAACACCUAGCAUCUCCGCUAGCUACGCUAACCUAGUGGAGGAGCAGAAACAACACGAGAUGUUCCAGGCUGAAGUGUUCAGCAAACAGCAAAUUCUUUUCUCCAUCAUCUCUGACGGACACUCGUUACUGUACCAUGUGCAAGACAGGGAGGACUUCAUCCAGCAGAUGGCGCAGCUGAGUCACGAGUGGCAGGCUGUAGUGCAUCGUUGUCAGAGGAGGCGUGGCCUAGUAGAAGGUUUGCUAUGGCAAUGGGAUCGCUACCGCCACCUACUGGAGACCACACGACGUUACCUAGACAACGCAUCUCCAGUCCCACUUCCCUGUUACCCAGACAACGCAUCAUCAGCAUCAGCACCGGCGCUCUCUGAGCAGCAGGUGGAGCCCAUCGCUCUUCAGCAGGCACGCGUCAUGCUGCACCACAUACAGGUGUGUGAGCGGUCGCUAAAGCGUCAGCAGGGGGGUUACAUCUUGGCGAUGGAGGCGGGCCGGCAGCUGCUGCACUGGGAGGGCCCUAACGGAGAGGAGACGUUGCUAAACGACGUGGGGGCAGAGCUAGCGGAACUCCAGGAGCAGUGGAGGAGUGUCACCCUCGCACUCGACGCCAGGAAGAGACAGCUACACGCGCUACUCAAGGAGUGGGAGCGCUGUGAGAGAGCUAUAGCAGCGUCGCAGGAGAGGCUUUGCGUGUUGAAGAGGAAACUAGCGCUGCCUCUACCAGAACACCACGAUGAACUACACACAGAACAGAUACACUGCAAGGAACUGGAGGCGAGUGUGUCUGAGCGUGAGUGUGUGUUGCAGGUUUGUGAGCUAAAAGAGACUCUGAGUUCUAAGCUCCGCCCACAUGACCUGAUUGUCCUAUCAGAGAGAAUCGACCUGCUGAACAGCCAAUGGGAAGAGGUGUCACACCAGGUGUGUGUGCGGAGGGCCCAGGUGUGCGAGCGCCUGAACGAGUGGGCGGUGUUCAACGAGAAGAGUAAGGAGCUUUGUGAUUGGCUGACGCAGAUGGAAGCAAAAGUCUCUCAGAACGCCGACAUCAGCAUUCAGGAUAUGAUCGACAAACUACGAAAGGAAUACAAUGAGGAGAUGUGUGUAGCGGAGGAGAAUCGUCAUCAGCUGCAGGAGAUGGGAGAGCGCUUAGCGUCCGCUAGCCAGCCUAGCAAGGCUAACGAGAUACAAUACAAACUCAACAAGAUGGCCGAACGCUGGCAACACUUGGUGGACCUCAUUGCCGCCAGGGUGAAGAAGCUAAAGGAGACGUUGCUAGCUGUCCAGCAAUUGGACAAGAACAUGAGCAGUCUCCGCUCCUGGUUGGCUCAUAUUGAGACAGAACUCUCACGGCCAAUCAUCUACCAGCGUUGCGACCCGCAGGAAAUACAGCACAAACUAGAGGAGCAACAGGAGCUCCAAAGGGAUAUUGAGAAGCACAGUGCGGGCAUGGCGUCUGUGCUGUGCGUGUGUGAGGUGUUGCUCCACGACUGUGACGCGUGCGCCAGCGAGAGUGAGUGUGACUCCAUCCAGAAUGCCACGCGACACCUGGACCGACGCUGGAGGAACAUCUGUGCCAUCGCCAUGGAGAGGAGACUCAAGAUCGAGGAGACUGGCCGGCUGUGGAACAAGUUCCUGGAUGAUUUUGGUCGUUUUGAGGAGUGGCUUAAAGCGUCCGAACGCACCGCAGCACGACCCAACUCAUCCAACAUCAUAUACACACUCGCCAAAGAGGAGCUCAAGAAGUUUGAGGCAUUUCAGAGGCAGGUUCAGGAGUGUCUGACCCAGCUGGAGCUCAUCAAUAAGCAGUAUCGGCGCUUGGCCCGCGAGAAUCGGACCGACGCGACCGGGCGCCUCAAAGACACAGUGCAUGAUGGGAACCGCCGCUGGGACGCCCUGCAGAGACGCGUGGCUGCCAUCUUGAGGCGACUCAGGCACUUCAUUGCCCAGAGGGAGGAGUUUGAGAGCAACAGAGACAGCAUGCUGGUCUGGCUGACGGAGAUGGACCUGCAGCUCACCAACAUCGAGCACUUCUCGGAAUGCGACACACACGCCAAAAUCAAGCAGCUACGUGCGUUUCAGCAGGAGAUGUGUCUGAAUGCGGGGCGCCUCAGUUCCGUCUUCCACCAGGGAGAGGCGCUGCUGUGCCGAUGUGAACCGCUGGACGCCGCGGUCAUAGAGGAAGAGCUGGAGGAGCUGAGGAGAUACUGCAUGGAGGUCUUCGGACGAGUGGAGCGAUACUACAGACGCCUCACACGCCUACCGGAGUACGAGGACGAUCUGGACGAGAGCUCUGAGUUAGCGGAUCUUCAGCUGGACGAGUCGUCUCACACGCUGCGUACUCCUCAGCGUCCCUCCGACAGGGACCGGGACACCCCGCUCAGCAUCGACUCCCUGCCUCUGGAGUGGGACCACGACUUCGACCUGGAGCCCUGCGGCAACAUCUCCCCCGCGCCAGCAGGGGGCUCCACCAUGCGCCGUAAUAUCAGCAGUACUCCACCGGGUGGCAGCAUCCACCCAUCACAGCUGGAUGUGGUGAUUCCUGACAGUCCAGAAGGCUACAUAAGGCUCACACAUGACACUCUCAUGUCCUCAUCUGGAGAUUUAGGCCACCAGGACACAGAGCAGUACCUCCUCCAGCAGACAGGUGGCGCUGCAGCCAGAAUGGACUCAUCCACCCCAGAGCCGGACUCCCCUUACAUGGGCUAUAUGCGGCUGAUGGGAGAUGGGCGUGGCAGCAGUGAACCAAUGAGGACACGAGAUGAGGAAGAGGAGGAAGAUGAAGCUCUCUCUACUGAUACAGCAGGUGUUGUGAGGGUCCAGUCCCGUGAGCAGCCAUGGCAGCAGCUGUCUUCUGAGCUGGAGAGCCUGGAGGCGUGGCUUAGCGGUGGGGAGGAGGGGCUUAACCAGCUCAGGAGGCGGGGCCUCGGCACUGGCGUCAACGUACUCCAACACAGCAGCAAGAAACUCAGGGAGCUGCAAGAAGGCAUGGAUUCCCUUAAGCCAAAACUGCUGUCAAUCAACCUGCGGGCCGUGGGGCUGCUCCAAUCAGGCGCGGAGGACGAGCAGCAGGAGGAGGAGGUGAAGAGGAGGCUGCAGGGGGUGACGAGGAGGUUUGAGGAGUUCAGCUGCUCACUGGAGGAGUUCAGGAGACGCACGCAGGCAGCUAUCAUGCAGUGCCAGGAGUUCCAUGAGAGUAGCCAUGCUCUGCUGCUCUGGCUGGAGGAGAUGGACUACAGGAGGAAACAAGUCGGCCCCAUCUCACCCCUCAUGGACACACACACACUCAACACUCACAUACACACUCUUACGGAUGUGCUGGAUGAGUUGAAAGAGGGACAACAGAGAGUGGAUCAGCUCCAGGAGCUCUCAAACACACUGCUGCAGGAGGAGAGGAGAGCAGGAAGAGGAGGAGGACAGGAGGAUAUGAUGAGAGGAGCAGGAGGAGGAGUGGAAGAGGUGAUGAGAAGAGGAGCAAGAGGAGUGGAGGAGGAGGAGGAGGAGGAGAUGAGAAGAGCAGGAAGAGGAGGAGAGGAGUCACGAGAAGGAAGAGGAGAAGAGGAGAGGCAAAGAGGAGCACAUACCCAGGAGAAGAGGGUGCAAGAAAGGAGAAUGGAGGCCCAUUGGCGAGAGGAGGAGGAAGAGGAGCGGGAGAGAGAGGAGCAAGAGGAAGAGGAGGUGCGGGAGAGAGAGGAGGCGCGGGAGCGAGUUCACGUCAUCUCCAGCAGGCUGCGGACGCUCAUGAGAGAGGUCACCUCAGACCUGAAGCUGCUGCACUCCAUUCUCACACAGCAGCCCCAGGCCAAAAGCAGCUCCACUCCUCCGCCUGGACUGCCGGCCACACACCCUCGCAGUACCUCCUCCAGUCCUCUGGGCGGCAGCACUGGGAGAGCAGCAGGCGGCUGCGUCGACUCCUCUGCUCCUCUGGGUGGCAGCGCGGUAGCAUCUGCCCGCAGUAUCUCCUCCGGUCCUCUCUGUGGCAGCACUUCAACUGCGGGCCGCAGUACCUCCUCCAGGCCUGAGGGUGUCAGCAGCGCUGCACCAGGGGGUCGAUGUGGCGACUCCUUCUUCCUGCGCGUGCUGCGCGCCGCUCUUCCUCUGCAGCUGCUCCUCCUGCUCCUAUUGGCUCUGGUCUGCCUGGUGCCCUUCAGCCACGAGGACUACAGCUGCCACCACGCCAACAACUUCAAACGCUCCUUUCACCCCAUGCUGCGCUACACCAACGGACCACCGCCUAUAUGAACACACACUCACACACACAGACGCACGCACAGUCGCACGCACAGACGCACGCGCGCACACACACACACACACACACACACACACACACACACACACACACACACACACACACACACAUGCACGUACACACACACACACACACACACACACACACACACACACACACACACACACACACACACACACACACACACACACACACACACACAAACAUCGAUGUACACACACCGUGCUCCUACACACCAGCAGUCCGCUGCCAUAUAAGCUCACAAAUACAGUACAAGACACACACACACACACACACACACACACACACACACACACACACACACACACACACACACACACACCCGUCUAAGCUCAUCUACACUAUAUCUACAAUAUAUCUCCAUUUACAUACAGUAUGCACAUGUCUACAUCUCUUUUAAAAGAUUGUUUAAUGAUAUCCUUGAAGGACUUUAGGCUUUGUUAUGGACAGCCACGGUGCUCUCUUAUCAUUGUUAGCCUGUACACUACAACCGCGCUGCUUUUGUUGUAGCCAACGCAACCACGAUUAAGUUUGACCCUCCCUACUCCCCGUGGUCAACAUGUUGUCCCAGUCAAGUAUGACCCUCCCUCUGCUCAACAAAGCAAAAAGACAGCAACUGCAUUCUUGUUGAAAAUGAGUUGUUAGGAUUUUGAUGGCAUCUAUACCAAAAUACUAAAUAGCUAAAUUAAAUGUUUGAUCUUCAAAGAAUGACGUAAUAUACACGUAGAGUAACAAAACUGUCACGUAUAAUGUACUUUAGGUACACUGCUUUGGGUGGACAACAGAAUAAUCAUCAGUUUACUCAGCUCAGAGCUACAGUAUAUGCAGUUAAAGUCUUUUUGUUUUGUAGGGCAGCUCCCCAAUAUGAAUAGAUAUACUGUAUGCCUAAAUGUAUAUAUGUCUAUGGUGUACACUGUGCUAGCUGCCUGUGUGGAACCUCUAUGCCUGUACAUCAUAGACCUAUACAUGUAUACCUACAAAUGUAUCCAAUUAUACAGACACACCCAUUUGUACAAUCAGCAAAGCUGCUUUAUGGGGUUUGACCCGCCUUGCUUUCUGUAGCCAAUGCCCCCCAUUAAGUUUGACCCUCCCUGCUGCCCGUAGCAGCAGUGGGAGGCGUGUGAUGCACUUGCCCCCCCCCUGUAACAGCACUGACCCCAGCAUGCCCCCCUUCCCCUUCCCUCCCCCAGAGGUUAUUUAUUCUGCUCUAAUAUGUUUUUAUUUUUUAAAAUAUUUAAGAAAAAGAAACACUUUAUCAGUUUGUACAUGAAUUGGAAAUGUAGACAGUUAUUUUUUUGUACCAUGUUUUUUUAUAUAUAUAAUAUGAAAUUCUUUAUAGUCAUGGCGCCCCCAAAAGUGGGGUUCCAGCAGUCACCGUGGCAACCUGAGACGUGAGGUUACCAUGGAGAUCAUGGCCGUCGCAACUGAGGCUGAAUGACGGACGGACGGCCCGGCCACUUUGGAAUUGGACUGAUAAUCACCGGAGGGUACACUACUGUAAAAAAACAACCCUCACGUCAUGUGAUCUUCUAUUUAAAUCAUGUGAUCUUUUAUUUAUGAAUGUACAGUUUGCUAAUGCUAACAUUAAAGAUGGUCUUUGCUUUG